CAUGCACAUACACAUUAUUACACCGACACAUAUUCCCAGGCCACCCUUAAGGAAAAGACCACGUGACGCGCGGGGCGGUCGAACUACAAGCCAUUUUGGGGACGGUGUCAGUUUCCACUGAGCCAUCAGCGCAGCAUUUUUCAAACGGGCAAUUUCAGACCGAAGCUUUCUCGGAACGUACGCGUCCAUGCUUGUUCGGCCAAAGAAAGGACGUUAUCAUUCGCUGCUCUAGACCAUCCACUAUCACCAAGUGGAGUCUGGGUGGAAAGAGAGGAUUUUUCAUUACGAAAAUGAGCUCCGGUCUGGCUUACCCUUAUUGCAAUUGACAGCGUCUGCAGCUCUUUUCAAGAUGGCCGCUUGGCUCGCAUUCAUUUUCUGCUGAUCGACUUCUAACUUUCAUUGUCUGAAUACCUUCAGUUCUUACGACCCACACCACAGCUAACUGCCAGGCUAUUUUGUAAGGCUAUGCGAAUAUGCAUCGGACUACAAGAAUCAAGAUUACAGAGCUUAACCCUCAUUUGAUGUGUGUGCUGUGUGGUGGAUAUUUCAUAGAUGCUACAACCAUCAUUGAAUGCUUGCAUUCAUUCUGUAAAAUGUGCAUUGUCCGUUACCUGGAAACCAGCAAGUACUGUCCAAUAUGCGAUGUCCAGGUCCAUAAAACAAAGCCUCUUCUGAAUAUUCGGUCUGACAAAACACUGCAAGACAUAGUGUACAAGUUGGUGCCGGGCCUCUUCAAAAAUGAAAUGAAACGAAGGAGAGAUUUCUAUGCUGCACAUCCAUCAGUAGAUGCUACCAAUGGGUCGAAUGAAGAUCGUGGAGAAGUUGCUGAUGAGGACAAGAGAAUAAUCACUGAUGACGAGAUCAUUAGUCUCUCUAUUGAGUUCUUCAAUCCCAAGGCCAAAAUACAGGAUGUUGUUGAGGAUAAAGGAUCUAAAGAAGAGGGGAAUAAUAAGAGAUAUUUGCAGUGCCCAGCAGCAAUGACAGUUAUGCAUCUGAGGAAGUUUCUCAGAAGUAAGAUGGACAUACCGUGUACUUUUCAGGUUGAAGUAAUGUAUGAAGACGAGCCACUAAAAGAUUACUACACAUUAAUGGACAUUGCCUACAUCUAUACUUGGAGGAGGAAUGGGCCUCUGCCACUGAAGUACCGAGUUCGACCCAACUGCAAGAAGAUGAAGAUCAGCCACCCUCCGGAGGGGCCCAACUGCGCUGCGCAAUCCGAGAGCGACUCGGCCAGCGACAAAGCCAGCAGUCCAGCCGCAGGCGCUCCCUCCACCUCCUCGCCUCUACCUAGCCCGAGUCCCAGCGCCAGUCCCAGUGCCAUUGCCAUCCCCAACCCAAGCCCUGGUCCUGGGUCCAGCGUGCCCACUCCACCCGUACAGCCCGCACACGCUCCCUUCCCUCACAUCUCCAACAACGUCAACGGUUCGUCCCAAGCCUGCCCCCCCAGCCGACAGUAUUCCUCCUUCGGAAACAAAGUGCGAAAAGGGUCCCUCAAUGGCUCCUCCACGUCAUCGGGAUGAUUGCAUACAUGAACUUUCCCCUGACACACCAACUUUGCCCUGCCAACACCAGGUCCCUUGUCCUUCACCAUGCCACCGUAGUUCCAUUGUAGACUUUAAUUUUUUAUUUUUUAUUGUUGUCAAUUGUAUAUGACUAUGUAAGAUUUGUAUGUUCAACGUAUUGAGCCCAAGACAUUUCAUCUGGAAGGUUGCUGGACCUUUUUUUUUUUUUUUCCCAAUGUCGGCUUGCUGAUGCAGACUUUGCCCAUGACGGGGCUACACUCAAGCGUUCAUUUAGAUUGUUUGAAUAACGCUGUACUCAUAACUAAAAGUAUGAGAAAACAGUUUCUUUACAUAAAUGACUGAAGAAUAACCUUUUUAUAUAUUUUUACUUUUUGGUCUUGAUUUUUUUCCUAAAGCUGAAAUCAAAAUGUUACUUGCCUGUACUGAGUGUGUAUUUUAAUGUCCGUUUUUAAUGAGAAGCAUGAGACACUUAGUCUAGGCUGCAUUUGAGUUUAGUUUGCCUAUUUAAAACAUUCCAGAUUUAUUUAGCCUGCAUUUUUUUUAAACAGUGUCAAAAUGCCACUGAUGCUUGACGUUUUUAAGUUGACAAAAGUAUGUUCUGGUUGGGGCUUCCCCCUAAAGAUAUUGAAAAAGAGCCUUUAUCUUGUUGGGAUUUUGGACAAUGAAAAGGUUUAUGCUCAUUUAUAAUUAGCUGUCUGUUCAUCAGCGGGACAACAUAUCUCAAGUCUAAAAUAUAAAGACGGAAGUUAAAUUUCAAAGAGGUCAACCUCUACAACCAUGUAUAUAGUUAUAUGCAUAUUUAAUAAGCAUUGACAUGUAAUGUUCAAAGUUUGGGGCGUGUGCAGCAGAGGACUAAGCCGCUAUGAAGCUCGGAUAUCACCCUCCAUUGGCUGUUUUGAUGUCUUCAGUGUUCAGCAUAUUUGUAUCAGUCAAUCGUAAGGACAACUGUUGUAUUGUGACUUGCACAGUAUGAAAACAUCUAAAUAAAACAUUUUACGCUUUGA
This is a messenger RNA of Clupea harengus (Atlantic herring), 2527 nucleotides long. RefSeq names its product BMI1 proto-oncogene, polycomb ring finger a (gene bmi1a). NCBI's taxonomy places the organism in Eukaryota, Metazoa, Chordata, Actinopteri, Clupeiformes, Clupeidae. Gene Ontology annotation, biological process: negative regulation of transcription by RNA polymerase II. Gene Ontology annotation, molecular function: promoter-specific chromatin binding. Gene Ontology annotation, cellular component: PRC1 complex. The record is from RefSeq and is a predicted model, not a curated record.